This is a messenger RNA of Ostrea edulis (European flat oyster), 486 nucleotides long. RefSeq names its product tripartite motif-containing protein 45-like. The record is from RefSeq and is a predicted model, not a curated record. The coding region runs from base 1 to 486 and encodes 161 amino acids. The transcript has a single exon. NCBI's taxonomy places the organism in Eukaryota, Metazoa, Mollusca, Bivalvia, Ostreida, Ostreidae. Gene Ontology annotation, molecular function: zinc ion binding.
AUGCUGCACCCCCGGCGCAGUGCCCAGUACGUCCUACUAUGCGACUCCUGUGAAACUGCCCCCCUACAGAGUCACUGUGAACGUUGUAAUAUAAAUCUCUGUACUAACUGUGUAGAAAAACAUCUCUUGGAUUCGUCUAGAAAACACCGAGUCAUACCGUUUAUAGAGAAAUGUUCUACUUCUAACUACCCAAGAUGUCAAAGCCACCCCGACAAACAGGGUGAAUCUCAUUGUGAGAAAUGUGGCCUUCCCGUCUGUUCUACCUGCGUCGCCUCCGGUAAACACAGAGGUCACGAUAUACCAGAUAUUCAGAAAGAACUCAGCGCUAAAACACAAGGUUUACGAACAGAUUUGGAAAAACUCAAGACCAGAAUUUACCCCCGAUAUCACAAAAUUGACUCCGAUGUCCGAACUGAAAUAAAACAGAGAAAAGAAAACAAAGCACGUCGACUAUUGAAAUGUACAUCGCGCAUUCCAGUCCAGUAG